UCAAUGGUUAAACAUGUAAGGCUUUACAAUGAGAUUUUAAAAUUACAACAACAACAAAUAUGUGUUCCGUAAUUCGAAACUAUCAUACGAGGAGUCAUAAAGAGUUUUAAACUGUUUAAAAACAGAAUAUUACAUUAUGUAAACGGGGUGUGUUUCUGAACGAAUUUCGUAAUACCCGGUACUGAUAUUUGAUCUCGCCAAGCUUUACUGUAUUUUAACAUACAUUGUAAUUCAGACACAGCAGAUGUCAGGAAUGGAACCAGCCAUUGUUUUAAACUUUAUAUUGGCGUUCGUUUCUCUGACUUACGUUUUAAGUCAGGUUAUACCCUGUGAUAGUAACAGUUCUGGAGAAACUUGUUUACUGGCCAAGGGGUUUGAUGACUAUCAACUAGCAAGAUGCUCCUCAAAUGAAGAUCUGGAGCCGCAGGGAUUCCAGUGCGAGGACAAAUGUACCAAUGCAUGCUGGCAUCUGUGUAUGUUCGAAAAGUUUGGAGAAAGGAAUGGAAGUGUUUCAGAAAACUGUUCUUGUAAGCCGUAUUUUAGAGACUUGCCCUCCUGGUGUUACGAGGCUACAGGCCACUGCGAUUUUAAUCAGAAGUGUACUUUCAGCAAAUAUGGCUCCCUUUGUCCACCACCUGAAGCUGGUGGUGUAGGAAUGGAAACGCCCAUGUUUUACAACAACCUGUGCCCAGUCUUAAAUAAUUUCUUCGGAUACCUGGACUGUGAAACCAAUAUUUGGCUAGACGGAUUCAGGAGAUGUCUUCAACAAUAUUUAAUUGAUUCAGUUAUUAGGAUUACUGCGACUUGUAGUGAUCUGAAAACGAAAGGAGAGGACGCCCUGAACAUUUGUAUACAAGCGAACUAUAGUGGUAAAACUUUUUAUGACAUGGAAAAGUUAGGAAAACCAAAUCGCACAACAUGCACAACAAAGGAAAUAGAUGACAUCAUAACAGCGCCCUCUGGCGGAAUCACUAUGUUACCUAGCAAUGCCUGUGAUGAAGUAUACCCUGGACUUUUUAUAGGAGAAGAGUCAAUUGGAAAAAGUCGAGUCGGCUUACGGGACAUGGGGAUAACCCAUGUAGUUAACACAGCAAUGGGAAAGGGCCAAUAUUUUGUCAACACAAACCACGUGAUGUUCCAGAAAGUCGGAAUACAGUUCUAUGGAUUUGAAGCCAUGGACAUGUUGCACGUUCAACUUACACCAUUUUUUCAGAAAUCUGCAGACUUCAUUGAUCAAGGAUUAAAGGAAGGUGGAAAAGUUAUGGUGCAUUGCAAAGUUGGAGCAAGUCGAUCUGCAACAAUAGUGAUAGCGUUUUUGAUGAUAAAGCGUCACAUGACCGUACAAGAAGCAGUACGCAUGAUCAGAACUAAGCGAGAAAUAGCACCAAAUGAAGGCUUUCUGCAACAGUUGUGCGAUUUGAAUGACAAACUGCACAUUUCUGGCCACUUUAACAAGACACCAGAUGAAGAUCAAAGAUAACUGUGGAUAUGUUCAUAAAGUUUACUUGUAAAUGGGUUUUUUUCUGUAAUAGAUACGCGUCUCUGAGGAAAAAUUGCUCGUUUUUCCUGUGUUUGAUAUCCUAGAUCAUCAGUGAAAAAGAGUAUGCUGAGAUUCUGAAAACAAUAUAGGAGGUUUAUACCAAGUCGUCUGAUCUACAUCUAAACAUAACCUUUACAAUUCAACCAGGGCAGGGGAUCUGAAUAUGACUGUAUUGUGUUGUUAAUACUACAAGUACUAGUAUCCUGCCUCGAUCUGACUGAAAUCAAAUAUUACACUAUUACAACUCUUCUUCAAGUUACCAUUAUGAAGUACAGUUUAAAAUUGUCUCGUAUUAAAUUAUGUUUUGUAGUAGAUUAUCAAAAAGUCACUGCUGCGACGUAAAGACAUUGGAUGUAUGAAUUCAACGUAAAA
Molecule: messenger RNA, 1912 nt
Organism: Saccostrea cuccullata (small rock oyster)
Lineage: Eukaryota; Metazoa; Mollusca; Bivalvia; Ostreida; Ostreidae
Exons: 4
Coding region: 245-1480 (411 amino acids)
Biological process (GO): negative regulation of MAPK cascade; protein dephosphorylation
Cellular component (GO): cytoplasm
Molecular function (GO): MAP kinase phosphatase activity; protein tyrosine/serine/threonine phosphatase activity
Source: RefSeq, a predicted model, not a curated record